AUGCUGGGUUUCAGGACCAUCACUCCCAUUGCUGGGGUCCCAGGCUUUGGACAAGGCUCCUUCACUUCUUUCCUGGGAAGCCCAUUCUCUGUUCAGGGACCGUCUCCCGGACCUGGCAUCACCCCUGUAUGGGGUUUCCUCAAGCUGCUAGGUGACAAUGCGCAGCUUCAGUCCAUGGCCAUCUUGGCUCCAACAUCCUCGAAUUUCUCUUCCUUCUGCCAGCUGAUGGAGGAGCAUUUGAAAAAGAGCACAGAGGGCAGGAGCAUGUGGGCCGGGACUGGAAGCAGAGCUGGGGCAAGGCUUGGGCGGAUAACAGGGGCCAGGGGAGGGGAGAGUCUGAGGCAGUUGGAGUAG
Molecule: messenger RNA, 354 nt
Organism: Rangifer tarandus platyrhynchus (Svalbard reindeer)
Lineage: Eukaryota; Metazoa; Chordata; Mammalia; Artiodactyla; Cervidae
Source: the annotation of a GenBank genome assembly